Haemonchus placei is the source of this 1509-nucleotide messenger RNA. The record is from the annotation of a GenBank genome assembly. NCBI's taxonomy places the organism in Eukaryota, Metazoa, Nematoda, Chromadorea, Rhabditida, Trichostrongylidae.
CAGAAUAGCGUCGGGGAAUUCGGCAUGCGUAUGGCGCGUGCUGGAGUUUUGCGAGCUGUGGUAGUAACUAGUAUAGUAUGGCUAUUGGCUGAUGUUGUGGUACUAUUCUACUAUCUAGAUUCUGGUAGUUCUACAAACAAUCGAAUACCCAUACCAUCAGCUUCUAUGAGAAACGUCUCAUAUGAAUUGAUGCUUUCAUUUGUUUUAGUAAAGUCUUUCCAACCUCCUCAAUAUGGUGAGAACGGAGUUGGAGUUUCUUUGCCUGCUGAAAUGGCAGCAGAGAAGGAUAGACGAUUCUUGGAGAAUCAGUUCAAUGUUAUUGCUAGCGAAAUGAUUUCCGUCAACAGGUCCUUACCUGAUUAUCGUUCUGCCGAAUGCCAAGCCAAAACGUUUCUGCCAGACCUGCCAAAAACUUCCAUUAUUAUUGUUUUCCAUAACGAAGCUUGGACAACGCUUCUUCGUACUUUGCAUUCUGUUGUAAAUAGAUCACCUUUGUCUUUACUUGAAGAGAUUAUUCUGAUUGAUGAUUUAUCUGAUAGAGAUUACCUCAAAGCUCCUCUCGAUGCAUACAUAAAGCGCUUUCCCGUUCCUAUGCGGAUUGUUCAUUUGAAGCGUAGGAGUGGUCUGAUCCGUGCACGUUUGACCGGUUCAGGAUUGGCUAAGGGGCGUGUUCUUCUGUUUCUCGAUGCUCACGUAGAGGUCACUGAAGGCUGGCUUGAACCGCUCAUAGACAGAGUGGCCAGAGACAGAAAGCGUGUAGUAGCUCCUAUCAUCGAUGUGAUCUCGGAUGAUACUUUUGAGUAUGUAACUGCUUCUGACACAACUUGGGGAGGUUUCAAUUGGCAUUUGAACUUCCGAUGGUAUCCGGUGCCAAAGAGAGAAAUGUUGCGAAGGAAGGGCGAUCGCGCUUCACCUAUUCAAACGCCAACCAUUGCUGGAGGUCUUUUCGCCAUCGACAGGCAGUUCUUCUACGAUAUCGGCUCUUAUGACGAAGGCAUGCAAGUAUGGGGAGGAGAAAAUCUAGAAAUAUCAUUCAGAGUGUGGAUGUGUGGCGGAUCAUUAGAAAUUCAUCCUUGUUCUCGUGUUGGUCAUGUGUUCCGCAAACAAACACCUUACACCUUCCCCGGCGGCACUGCUAAGGUUAUUCAUCAUAAUGCUGCUCGUACCGCUGAGGUAUGGAUGGACCAUUACAAGCAGUUCUUCUAUAAGACUGUUCCAUCUGCGCGUAAUGUUGAUCCUGGUGAUGUGUCUGGAAGGAAACAGCUCCGCAAUAAUUUGCAGUGCAAAAACUUCGAAUGGUACCUGAAAAAUAUUUAUCCGGAAGCUCCACUACCAUAUGAUUACAAGUCUUUGGGGGCCAUUGCAAAUCAGGGAACUAGGCUAUGUCUUGAUACCAUGGGUAAGAAGGAUGGACCUGUUGGCAUACAGACAUGUCAUGGAUCAGGUGGAAAUCAGAAGGGGCUCACAUGGGGAGCGUUUGAAGCUGACGAUCAGGUUUUUUACUGCUAA